Messenger RNA from Guillardia theta CCMP2712, 641 nucleotides. RefSeq names its product FKBP-type peptidyl-prolyl cis-trans isomerase. Lineage: Eukaryota; Cryptophyceae; Pyrenomonadales; Geminigeraceae. The record is from RefSeq and is a predicted model, not a curated record. Gene Ontology annotation, molecular function: peptidyl-prolyl cis-trans isomerase activity. Gene Ontology annotation, biological process: protein refolding. The coding region runs from base 81 to 575 and encodes 164 amino acids. The transcript has 5 exons.
UCUUCCGCCCUGCGAUGCUUCGGCGAGCAUGGAAUGGCCUGCGUCAGGCACGCGGCAUGCUGAAAAGGAACAUGACAACGAUGAGAGCAACUUCGUCUAGGGUUGGAACAGCCACGCUGAUUCCUCCUAGUGCCCUCCUGCUGUCAUGUGCUGCCUCCAUGCCUGCUCGUGCUGUGCAUACUCAGGGAGGCUCGAGCUUGGUGACAUGUCCUUCAGGUCUCAAGUAUGAGGAAAUCAGAACUGGAAGCGGCGAGCAGCCAAAAGUAGGCGACAUCGUACAGGUGCACUAUGUCGGUACUCUGGAAUCAACCGGAGCAAAGUUUGACAGCUCGUAUGAUCGAGGAACUCCCUUGGAGUUUCCUGUUGGGACAGGGAAAGUGAUCAAAGGGUGGGACGAAGGCUUGCUGUCCAUGAGGGAGGGUGGAAAACGUCGCCUCGUCAUCCCGCCUCACCUUGGCUACGGCAGCAGAGGAGCUGGAGGUGUUAUCCCCCCUAACGCGACGCUCGUCUUUGUUGUCGAGCUCGUCGGCGUCAAGCCUCCUCCUCCGUCUCUCUGGAAAAGAUUCUUUGGAUGAUUGCAGGGUGUCUUGCAGGAGAAGUUGUUGUCUUCGUUGUAAUGAACAAGAUAAAUCCCUUUUUGU